This is a messenger RNA of Solanum pennellii, 1001 nucleotides long. RefSeq names its product adenylate-forming reductase 06235-like. The coding region runs from base 70 to 606 and encodes 178 amino acids. Lineage: Eukaryota; Viridiplantae; Streptophyta; Magnoliopsida; Solanales; Solanaceae. The record is from RefSeq and is a predicted model, not a curated record. The transcript has a single exon.
AUUGCUUGGGAUGGUCUUGAAUUCCUAUACGAAUCAAAACUAUUGUUACGUCUUUAGUCCAGUCACUCGAUGGAAUCCAUAGUGGUUGUGCAAUUUCAUCUAUUAUGUCUCAUUUACGCGUUAAUCCAAACAUUGAAUGACAAAGAAAACACUUCCCCUGAAAUUGUUAGUGUUGCUUUUGCAAUUCUUUCACUUCUCUUCUUGUCCUCACUAGCUGCAUUUCCUCUCAUUCGACAUCUCCAUCACAAUUUCUUCAAGAGAAUUCAUCAUUUCGUUGGAUGGAUAGCAUUAGCACUUCUAUGGAUUUUCAUUACCUUAACAGUUUCUUAUGAUCCUAAAACUAAGUCUUACAACAACGCGAAAAUUUGCUCCAAGCUGAUCAAACAACAAGAAUUUUUGUUUAAAUUGGCUAUCACUGUGCUAAUAAUCAUCCCCUGGAUAACCGUGAGACAUGUUCCAGUUAAGGUCACGUCUCCAUCAGGACAUGCAACGAUUAUAAAAUUCGAGGCCGGAGUCAAAGCGGGAAUUUUAGGACGAAUUAGUCCUUCUCCCCUCUCUGAAUGGAUGCGUUUGGGAUCAUUUCUGAUGGGAAGGCAGAGCACAUGAUGUUGGCAGGCGCGGUUGGUGACUUCACGAAAACCUUAGUGUCAAAUCCCCCGAGCCAUUUAUGGGUACGACAAGUUCAUUUUGCGGGCUUGCCUUAUUUAGUAAACAUGUACAACAGGGUUCUAGUGGUUGCAACAGGGUCCGGAAUUUGUGUAACGUGUGUUUUCUCUGGGGGAGAAAAGGGGUGGAACAAAAUUACGGUAAGGAAAUAAAAGACAUGUUAAGCGGCCAUCCAGAAGAGAAAGUGAUUAUACAUGAUACGACCUUGCUAGGACGUCCAAACGUAUCAGAAAUGAGCGUUGACGCAGCGCAAAAAUGGGGAGCUGAAGUAGUUAUUGUUACUAGCAAUCCAGAAGGGAGUAGUUUUGUGAGCUUUUAUUUCUAAUAGUUUUGGA